Branchiostoma belcheri (Belcher's lancelet) is the source of this 2253-nucleotide messenger RNA. RefSeq names its product probable arginine--tRNA ligase, mitochondrial. Lineage: Eukaryota; Metazoa; Chordata; Leptocardii; Amphioxiformes; Branchiostomatidae. Gene Ontology annotation, biological process: mitochondrial translation; arginyl-tRNA aminoacylation. The coding region runs from base 1 to 1734 and encodes 577 amino acids. The transcript has 18 exons. Gene Ontology annotation, molecular function: arginine-tRNA ligase activity; ATP binding. The record is from RefSeq and is a predicted model, not a curated record. Gene Ontology annotation, cellular component: mitochondrion.
AUGACAGAAUUUACCCAUUUAGAUAUUUCGAGAGCAGCAAAAGUACGCGAAGAGAAGAUUGCACCCUGGGUACAAGUUUCCAACCCAAAGAUUUCAAGUGAAGGAGAAUUUCUCCUGCCCAUUAAACCACUGAUUGACAGUGGAGUGCUGCCUCCCAGUGCAGAAGAGAGUGGAAGUGCACACGAUGCAAUAGGAAACCUCACUAACAAGAUAAGUUGCCAGCACCCAGUGUUGAAAGUCAUAGGCAACAAAAAUGGGAUCCAGUUUUCUGUAGAUCGAGCACUUCUAAUAAAGAGUGUCCUGUCCAAAGUACAAGAGGACAGAGACCAGUAUGGCAGACACAGUGAGUUAUUUAGCAGAAACAAAGGAGAGAAGGUCAUCGUGGAGUACAGUUCUCCCAACAUAGCCAAGCCCUUCCACGCAGGUCAUCUCAGGUCAACCAUCAUUGGGAACUUCAUCGCUAGGCUGAACCACGCCCUUGGCAACAAGGUGGUCAGGAUCAACUACCUAGGUGACUGGGGGGUUCAAUUUGGUCUCCUGGCAGUAGGUUUUCAGCUGUUUGGUUCAGAGGCAGCCCUGCAGAGAAACCCUAUACAACAUUUAUUUGAGGUGUAUGUAAAAGUAAACCAGGCUGCUGAGGAGAGAGAAGAAAUUCACAGACAGGCUCGAGAAGUCUUCAGACAUCUGGAACAUGGGGACCAGGCAGCCUUGUCACUGUGGACACGGUUCAGGGACUUAAGUGUAGAAGAAUACUCCAGGAUAUACAAGAGACUAGGAGUCCAGUUUGAUGAGUACUCUGGUGAGUCCAUGUACUCAGAAAGGUCACAGAAGGUCAUCUCACAGCUACAGCAAGCAGGGCUGCUACAGACAACUCAAAGGGGAACUGGAGUUGUGGACCUGUCUGAAGACAACAGUAUGUCGUUCUACAGUACCGUCACCAGGAGUGAUGGCACAUCUCUGUACAUCACCAGGGACAUUGUUGCAGCCAUAGACAGAUAUGAGAGAUACAAAUUUGACAAGAUGUAUUAUGUGGUAGACAAGAGCCAAGAAGACCACUUCUGCCAGCUAUUUAAGACACUAGAGAAGAUGGGACAUACCUGGGCAGACAGGUGCCACCAUGUAAAAUUUGGAAGAGUCCAAGGCAUGAAGACCAGGAGGGGGGAGGUGGUGUUGUUAGAAGACAUCCUAACAGAAGCCCAGAGACAGAUGUUGGACAACAUGCAGCAGGCUGCUACCACCAAACACAUGGAUGACCCAGAGGAGGUUGCCGAGACAGUGGGGAUUACAGCAGUGUUGGCUCAGGAUUUCCGUGGCAAGGUUCUGUCUGACUACAAGUUUGACUGGAACAGAGCUCUGCAGAGUAAAGGGGACACUGGUGUGUUUCUACAGUAUACACAUGCCAGGCUGUGCAGUUUAGAACGUGAAAGCGGGAUGUCAGUACCAGCCAGCUGUGACCCUGCCCUCUUGCAGGAACGACAGGCACUGCAGCUGCUGCAACAGAUAGCUGGGUUUGACCAAGCUGUUCAUAAAGCCUUGACUGACCUGGAACCCAGACACAUCCUGUCUUACACUCUACAGCUCAGUCACCUUGUGGCAGCAGCACACAGGUCACUCAAGGUCAAGGACAGCCCAAACGAAGUGGCAAAGGCUCGUCUGCUAUUGUUUCAUUCUGCCCGUGUGACAUUAGCCAAUGGGAUGGCUCUCCUCUGUAUGACACCUGUGGAUAGGAUGUGAUGUUGACCAAUGGGAUAGCUCUCCUGUGGACAGGAUGUGAUGUUGACCAAUGGAAUGGCUCUCCUCUGUAUAACACCUGUGGACAGGAUGUGAUGUUGACCAAUGGGAUAGCUCUCCUGUGGACAGGAUGUGAUGUUGACCAAUGGAAUGGCUCUCCUCUGUAUGACACCUGUGGAUAGGAUGUGAUGUUGACCAAUGGGAUAGCUCUCCUGUGGACAGGAUGUGAUGUUGACCAAUGGAAUGGCUCUCCUCUGUAUAACACCUGUGGACAGGAUGUGAUGUUGACCAAUGGGAUAGCUCUCCUGUGGACAGGUUGUGAUGUUGACCAAUGGGACUUCUGUAUGACACCGGGUGACCGGUGGACAGGAUGUAAUGUAACAGUUGAACAAUGGAAGGCUGUCUGUAUGACAGUUGUGGACAGGAUUCCAUGCUGCUAUGUUGUACCACACUACUCUUUCUUAGGCCACACCAAUUUAAUUUGUUGGUUCUCGGAUUGUUUUAGAAAAAAUUUGAAGCGAC